Molecule: messenger RNA, 210 nt
Organism: Aureobasidium vineae
Lineage: Eukaryota; Fungi; Ascomycota; Dothideomycetes; Dothideales; Saccotheciaceae
Source: the annotation of a GenBank genome assembly
AUGCCUCGUGCUACCGCCGGCACCCUGGUCCAGUGCGACCCCUCUAUCAAGGCCAUCAUUAGCAAAAUCAAUGAAGAGAAUGGCGGUCUUUACAUUUCCGAAGACAUUGAUGACGAGACCUGCUUAAUCAACACCAAGAAACUCGAUGAGCUCAAGCAAAAGCUCAAAGAUGCAAGCGCAAUACCUCAUCCUACGCAGAGCACCCACUGA